CCGCCCCGCAUUUCCGCCCCGCCGCCCGGCCGGCUGUGCCCGACGGUCCCGGCAGCGCGGCAGGAAAAGAUGUAGCUGUUAUUUCUGAAGGAGGAGAGAACUUUGAACCCCUUCUCAAGGUCUGAAAACUGAGUAUUUGGGCCACAUAGACUUUCUGGUCUUCAUGUGAGCGGACAUACUUUUCCCUGUGUCCUAUGGAAAGAUUCUGAAAGCCAAAAACUUUCAAGAUUCUUAGAUUGACUCUGGUGCUUGAUUCCAAGGCAACACAUUUCUGAAGAAACAGGCUUACAGGGACAAGCUUCUUCCUGCAGGAUCUGUGUGGUGUUCAAAACACAAUCAGAAAGCCACCCAAUGACCCUGGUCUUCCUGUACGGUACCCUGAAGUGCGGCCAGCCCAACCACCCAGUCCUGCUGGACAGCGCCCAUGGCUCCGCUGCCUUCCGCGCCCGCGCCCGCACACUGCAGCCCUACCCGCUGGUCAUCGCCGGGGAGCACAACAUCCCACGGAUGCUGAACCUGCCUGGCGCUGGGCGCUGCGUGGAGGGCGAGAUCUACACAGUGGACGAGGCCAUGCUGCGCUUCCUAGAUGACUUUGAAGGCUGCCCCGACAUGUACCAGCGCACCACAGUGGCGGUGCAGGUGCUCGAGGGCCCAGGCGAGGGCGACCCUAAGGACAUGCUGGCACCCCACACCACAGUGCAGUGCUUUGUGUACAGCACGGCCACCCACCCACCCGAGUGGGUCCACCUUCCGCACCACGACAGCUAUGACUCCGAGGGGCAGCACGGGCUGCGCUACACCCGCCGGGAGGACAGAUGAGGUAGGGAUGGCUCUGCAGCCCAGGCGCAGUGACCCUGGUGUGAGGCCGGCUCAGCCGGAGCUGGGUGGUGCCCUUUCUACCAUAUCACGUCAAUAACUUGAUCUGUAGGAAAAGCCAUCUUUUUCAAUGGCAGCUGAUUUUACAAAUAAUUUUGACAUACUAAUAACAAGAUUGUGCCCUCAAAUCUUUCUUUCCAAUAUUACUUUAUUGCUUGCUGCUUAAAGAGCAUCAUGGGCUUAAAUGUAUUAGGUAAGAACAUUUCAGGAUUUUAAUUCCCCUGAAUGGGACUUAGAGAACUCAUGUUACCAUGCCUUCCUUUCUUCUUCCCCGCCUCCCCCUCUUCAUUUUUUUUUUUUUUUUUUGCUUUGCUUUAAUCUGGAGAUAACAUUUAAAAUGAAUGUAAUGAUGUGUGUUGGCAACUAGAUUUUAGCAGUCCCACUGCAUUGAUUCUGGCCUAUAACAUCUACAAAAAUUUUUUAAAUGAGCCAAUUUUAGAUGGUUCACCAUCAACAUAAUAAAAAAAAUCUUCAAGAAAAACAUGCUGUAUUUUAGAAUAUAUAGAAUAUCAUUCUUAAUAUUUAUAUCAAGCUUACAUACAAACUAUUGAAGGUGAUCACUUAAAAUUAAACUAGAUGUUUUGGGAAAAAAAAUAUAAAAGUGGUGGUGGUAUGUUCUCCCCCUAAUCCCCAUUUUUGGUAUACUUGGUAGAAGCGUCUUUUCAUUUUAAUCUAGCAAAAUAAUGAACACCCACUUGCUGGUAGAUGCAGCUGAGCACCCCGGACUUCAAAUGGAAGUUUAUCUGAGCCCAGCUCUCAGCAGCCAGGCCCAUCACUGCCUCCUAAAGGGAGCAGCAUUUGGGGGUGGCCUUUCAGAGAAGAACCAGCACGCUAGUAAUUUGUUCUUCAGGCCUGACAGCUUAGCUUCCAAAUACAAACAGCCCUUAAAAUAAUUUUAGCAAGGCACGAAGUACCAAUUACUACCCACCUCCAUCUGAUAAUUUGUCAGCACAGAUUCAAAUCGGCACACGACUCUGCUUCUGCUCACCAGCAAAGUAUGAAACGUAUUCCAAGAAUUUAAGAAGCAAAUGAAAAUGCAGCUGCUGGUCCUCAGUGACCUCAUCUCCGCUGGGAGACCUCAUUUAGUCUACCAUUAAGUUGAAGAGUCUGAUCACUAACUGCAUCUAGCACGAAAACAUGAUCAUUAUUUUUAGCCUCUUUGUCUUCAUUGGAAGCUUGCUUCACAAAAAUGAAAAGGCAAAGAGCUGCAGACUGACGGCUUGUGCCUGCUGCACCAACUACAGCACUGAGGCAACCUGGGGGCCUGCUCCUCACCAGCAGAGUGGACAGUCCCCAUGUCAGCCAGCAAGCCCAGAGGGGACAUCCAUCAGUGCUACACCCAUAUGGAACCACAGAGGGAAGGGCACUGCCAAAAUCAGCAUCUGGUCUUUCUUUGGGCAGUCAGGUCCUCAAUUACAGAAGGACUAAGGUAAUCAGAUUAUAAAAUAGCAAAUGCUGAUUUGAUACAACUAAAGGCAGAGAACUGGAAUUCAUAUUUUUUUAAAAGGAUGACAAAGAAAUGUUAGGCUACAGGCUGUGCCAACAGACUAUAAAUACUAUGUGUACAUUGUCUUCAUUCAAAAAAGGGCAAAUUAAUAUUUAGACAAAUGCUUGGUUUUAUUGAUUUAGUUUUGACACUAGGAAAUCUCACAGCAGAAGUACAAAUCAUAUGUGCAAGUAUAUCAAACAUUUCCAUCGGUGAUAAGUUGGCAGAAGGUUGGUUUGACUCUUAUGUGGAAUAAACA
Messenger RNA from Nycticebus coucang (slow loris), 2621 nucleotides. RefSeq names its product gamma-glutamylamine cyclotransferase (gene GGACT). The transcript is spliced from 5 exons. Gene Ontology annotation, molecular function: gamma-glutamylaminecyclotransferase activity. The coding region runs from base 352 to 819 and encodes 155 amino acids. NCBI's taxonomy places the organism in Eukaryota, Metazoa, Chordata, Mammalia, Primates, Lorisidae. The record is from RefSeq and is a predicted model, not a curated record.